This is a messenger RNA of Ustilaginoidea virens, 1332 nucleotides long. RefSeq lists its product as uncharacterized. Bases 1 to 1332 code for a protein of 443 amino acids. Lineage: Eukaryota; Fungi; Ascomycota; Sordariomycetes; Hypocreales; Clavicipitaceae. The transcript is spliced from 3 exons. Gene Ontology annotation, biological process: regulation of transcription by RNA polymerase II. Gene Ontology annotation, molecular function: RNA polymerase II cis-regulatory region sequence-specific DNA binding; DNA-binding transcription factor activity. The record is from RefSeq and is a predicted model, not a curated record.
AUGCAGAGACCAAUGGCGCCCCAAUAUGUUGUUGCUCCCGUCUACAACGCUGCGCCCAUGACGACCGGGGCCGCGCAACACUACCAACACCAACACCAACACCAGCAACCUCAGCCUCCUAUCUAUGCAGCGUACUCGGCCUACCAGAGCCCACCCCCGUCAACAGGCUCAUCAUUCAAGUCGGACUUUCAAGACCGACCUCACGCCGUGCCGUUGAACGCGGAUGUGGAAGUAAACGGCGCUGUCUCAGCUCGCCGUGGCUCAAUCCAAAGGAGCAACGCUCGCUUGCGUUCUCCAGCCCGGAGCGAAUCAAACGUCUCCGUCUCACCAUCAACUCACUCUAACCCGACCGCUAAUUCUAAAACCAUCACUUACAACGAGACUAUCAAUCCUGCUGAUCGCAUCGACUUCGGGACUGACGUGGACGAACUUAUGAAGGCUAUUCAGGCCAAGGCAGAGGCUAGUGAGGGAGCUCACAGACACAUCUUAACCCCAGCCCAUACGCCACGGGGCGAUUGUGGUGCGGACGCACAGAGUCCUGCGGGUUCUUGCCGCGCUCCUCCCGCCCAAGAGCUGAAGCCCAAGAAGAAGUGGGUGUGCGAUGGACCCAGCUGCAACAAGCGCUUCGUCCAAAAGACUCAUCUCGACAUCCACCGUCGCACGCACACUGGUCUCAAGCCUUAUAUCUGUGGCAAGGAGAACUGCGGUCUCACCUUCUCGCAGCGGGGCAACCUCAAGACUCACAUGCGUCGCCACACCGGUGAAAAGCCAUACUCUUGCAGCCUUUGCGGCAAGACGUUUGCCCAACGGGGUAAUGUUCGAUCUCACGAAGAAACACACAAGGGUUUGAAGCCCUUCAUCUGCAGACUCGAUGAUUGUCACAAGUCCUUUUCGCAGCUCGGCAAUAUGAAGACGCAUCAAAACAACUUUCACAAAGAGACCCUCAAAGACCUCACCAACAUGUUUGUCAAGUUUGCCCAGAUGGGGCAAGUCCCAGACGAGCAUCGUGACCUAUUUGACUACUUCAAGGAGCAUUACAAGAACAGCAACAAGGGGAUCAAGGGCCGUGGCAAGGCAAGGACUAUAGCGGUGCGAAAGCCAAAAGGCAGUUCUCGACCAUCUGCAACCGCAGGCGCAACCGCAGCCGCCCCAGCUUCUGCCCCUACCGUGUCAAAUCAUUAUUCCCAAGCUCCCAUGGCAGGCUCUGCUCCAGCCUAUGUCCCUCGCACUUUUGGCAUGCUUGAGCCCGAGCAUGAUCACACCGGCGCCGCGGGAUUGCUUUACGAAGAUGAACAGGCCCGGCAAAUGGCCUUUGCCAAUCGCUUGUAUUAA